Messenger RNA from Talaromyces amestolkiae, 1116 nucleotides. RefSeq lists its product as uncharacterized. Gene Ontology annotation, biological process: signal transduction; peptidyl-serine phosphorylation; endocytosis. Lineage: Eukaryota; Fungi; Ascomycota; Eurotiomycetes; Eurotiales; Trichocomaceae. Gene Ontology annotation, molecular function: ATP binding; protein serine/threonine kinase activity. The record is from RefSeq and is a predicted model, not a curated record. Gene Ontology annotation, cellular component: cytoplasm; nucleus. The coding region runs from base 1 to 1116 and encodes 371 amino acids. The transcript has 2 exons.
AUGACGACUAUGGAUCUGCGUGUCGGUAACAAAUACCGUAUUGGACGCAAGAUUGGGAGUGGUAGUUUCGGUGAUAUCUACCUGGGCACCAACAUCAUCUCUGGAGAAGAAAUCGCCAUCAAGCUCGAGAGCGUCAAAGCAAAGCACCCCCAGCUCGAAUAUGAAGCACGCGUCUACAAAUCCCUUGCUGGUGGUGUUGGCAUCCCCUUUGUGCGUUGGUUCGGUACUGAAUGUGAUUACAACGCCAUGGUCAUUGAUCUCCUCGGACCCAGUUUGGAGGAUCUUUUCAACUUCUGCAACCGCAAGUUCUCCUUGAAGACUGUGUUACUCCUUGCCGAUCAGCUCAUUUCUCGUAUCGAAUACAUUCACGCCAAAUCAUUCAUUCACCGAGAUAUCAAACCCGACAACUUCCUCAUGGGUAUUGGAAAGCGCGGUAACCAGGUCAAUGUCAUUGAUUUUGGUCUGGCUAAGAAAUACCGUGACCCCAAGACUCACUUCCACAUUCCUUACCGUGAGAACAAGAACUUGACUGGUACUGCUCGUUACGCCAGUAUCAAUACCCACUUGGGUGUUGAGCAGUCUCGUCGUGACGACAUGGAAUCUCUAGGCUACGUCAUGCUCUACUUCUGCCGUGGCUCUCUUCCCUGGCAGGGAUUGAAGGCUGCUACCAAGAAGCAGAAAUACGACCGUAUUAUGGAGAAGAAGAUGACCACGCCUACUGAAGUUCUUUGCCGUGGUUUCCCCAACGAGUUCGCCAUCUACUUGAACUACACCCGCUCCCUCCGAUUCGACGACAAGCCCGACUACUCUUACCUCCGAAAGAUCUUCCGCGACUUGUUCGUGCGUGAGUCCUUCCAGUACGACUAUGUCUUUGACUGGACGGUCUACAAGUACCAGAAGAACGCCGCCAUGAUUGUCGACGCCAGCAACCCCAAGAAGGACAAGGAGACUGAUGAGCAGCAACGCCGUGCUGCCCAGGCCGCCCCAGCCCUUGCCAACCAGGUUCCCAGCGCCAAGCCCGGUGCUAUCUCCGGCCAGCGCCGCAAGGUCAUUGAACGCGGCACCGUCGACACCCCGGACACCAACCGUGCAGUUGGAGGGAGUGACAGGAUGUGA